This is a messenger RNA of Bradysia coprophila, 2169 nucleotides long. RefSeq lists its product as uncharacterized. The record is from RefSeq and is a predicted model, not a curated record. Gene Ontology annotation, molecular function: actin filament binding. Lineage: Eukaryota; Metazoa; Arthropoda; Insecta; Diptera; Sciaridae. Gene Ontology annotation, cellular component: actin cytoskeleton. Gene Ontology annotation, biological process: lamellipodium assembly.
AAACGAAAAUUUAUUGCGCCAAAUGUACCAAAAAGUGUUCGGGAGAGGUGUUGCGAGUAACGGACAAAUAUUUUCACAAAACAUGUUUCCAAUGCACUACUUGCAAUAAAUCAUUGGCCGCCGGUGGUUUCUUUUCCAAAGACAAUGCCUAUUACUGCACGUCCGAUUAUCAGAAAUUGUAUGGCACUAAAUGUGCCGCAUGCAAGCAGUAUGUUGAGGGUGAAGUUGUAUCGACUAUGGGCAAUACAUAUCACCAAAAGUGUUUUACAUGUAGCCGGUGUCAACAACCAUUUCAGUCUGGUAGCAAGGUAACUAACACCGGAAAAGAGGUUCUGUGCGAGAAAUGUGUUUCCAUUCCAAACAAAAUUCAACCGUCGUCUGCACCACAAGUACAAAAGACGUCGUCCCCAAUCAAAGAAAUUGCCCGCAGUCCUACCAGAGCCACAGCCCAGCAGCACAAUCAAACGGAAUCUGUACAACGUAAGGCAAGCGCUGGUGAAUACGAUCCGAACGAGUGUGCCGGUUGUGGUGAUCAAUUGAAGGAAGGUCAGGCACUGAUCGCUUUGGAUAGACAGUGGCAUAUCUGGUGUUUUAGGUGCAAAAAUUGCAGUGCGGUUUUGAAUGGCGAGUAUAUGGGCAAAGAUGGUGUUCCUUAUUGUGAAAAGUGUUACCAAAAAUCGUUUGGGGUCAAGUGCGCAUAUUGCAACCGAUUCAUUAGUGGAAAGGUGCUGCAGGCCGGCGAUAAUCAUCAUUUUCAUCCGACGUGUGCCAGGUGCACGAAAUGCGGUGAUCCGUUUGGCGACGGUGAAGAAAUGUAUUUGCAAGGUAGCGCUAUAUGGCAUCCGCGUUGUGGUCCGGGACCAUCGGCUGAAAUUGGUGGGACGAUUUUGAACGGGUCGGGUACGAAUGGACAUAUCACCGACACCGAUUGUGAUCGCUUGAGUAAUAGUGCGAUGAGCGAGAUUCAGUUUUCUUUACGUUCUCGUACACCAAGUUUAAGCGGUUCAAUUUACAGUCCAUAUUCGAGUAGAAAGUAUCGCACUGUCAGUCCUGGUCUCGUACUUCGUGAGUAUGGUCGCCAAGGAUACGGUUACGACGACAUAUCACGGAUCUACACCUACAGCUAUCUAACUGACGAACCGCACUAUCUGAAGAAACCAAUUGAUCCCUAUGAUAAAACGCCGGUGUCGCCCCACUUUCAUCGGCCGGCUGCGAUGGGCUUCAGCAGUAGUGCAAGUGGCGGCAAUUCCAGUCGUCCACCGUCGAGACCGCAUUCGCGCAACAAAAGUGCUAUGAAAGUUUUGGUGGACAGCAUUCGUACCGAAACGCCACGACCUAAAAGUCCGGCAAUGAAUAACGAAGAACCGAUCGAAUUGUCUCACUUUCCGGGCGCUAAGAAACCGCUGCCGGGUGAAAAGCCAAAGAUCGAACGAGACGAUUUUCCGGCACCGCCGUAUCCGUACACAGAUCCUGAGCGUCGUAGACGAUAUUCGGAUUCGUAUAAGGGUGUUCCAGUGUCGGACGAUGAGGACGAAGUGGAUGAAGCGAAGAAAAAUGGCGAAACAAAGCAAGAACAACUGUUGCGGAAAGAGGAGGAGGAAUUGAGCAAAAUUAAUUCGAGCAUGGGCGCUGUGAUUUUGAAAGAUUUAAAGGAGCAUGCAAAGAAUCGCAAAUGGAAGCAGCACAACAUUGAUCCAAGAAAUGCAUCACGAACACCAUCCGCUUCGAAGGAGCCAGUGUACCGUUUGCGGUACGAAUCACCGAUCGGUGCGUCACCGUCACGACAUUUGGAUCAUCAAAAGCCAUUUUACGAGGACGAGGUUUUCGAACGGUCAACCAGCUACCGAGGAUCGGUCGGCAGAUCGAUUGGUAAUGCACCGAGUUAUAACGCAAUACAUUCAUAUCGAUCCCCGCCGAAACCAGGCUAUGGUUUUAAGACAUCGACACUACCAUCAUCCAUUGGAUAUCGUAAUGGGUACAGUUCUGAUUUUUCAUUUGGAGCCUUGGUGAUAAAACUCACAGCACCAGAGUUCAGUUGCGGAAAAUCAGAUGUGUCCGUGGAUUCGAUAACUGAAGGCGAUCGACAAGCACUGAUGGCCGACUUCCAGCAUCAAGCACAUAUUCCGGCGUAAUGUCUUAUCAUUAUCCACAAGCCGGUCUCAUUCCGUC